This is a messenger RNA of Drosophila yakuba, 876 nucleotides long. RefSeq lists its product as uncharacterized. The record is from RefSeq and is a predicted model, not a curated record. Lineage: Eukaryota; Metazoa; Arthropoda; Insecta; Diptera; Drosophilidae. Bases 1 to 528 code for a protein of 175 amino acids. The transcript is spliced from 3 exons.
AUGGAUCAUAGGUUGGUCAUUUUCGCUGUUUCGGUAAUAUUUGGCUUUCUGGUCUGCGGUGAGGCUCCGUUUGUUAAAAUGACGAAUGCGGUGUGCAAGUCCUAUAAUCAAUCGUGGGUUGUGGUUCAUUACUGCCGCCUGAAGGCCUAUUCUCGAUCCAAGACUAGCUUGAAUAUAAAUAUCACGUUAUCAGAGCCAGCCAGGAACAUACACGUCCACUUGAAGAUGAUGAAGAGGGCCAAUGGGUAUAAGCCCUUCUUGUUUGAUUACACACUCGACGCCUGCGAGUUCAUGCGAAGGCGGAAUCAGCCGUUCGCCAAAAUCGUUUGGAACCUAAUAAGGAACGUGUCCACGGUCAACCACACCUGUCCCUAUGAGGGCGUACAGAUGCUAAGCGACUUCCAUCGCAUUGAUAUUCCUCUUCCACUUCCGUCUGGGGAGUACUUAUUCUUAAUGGACUGGUUAUUCGAUUUGAAGCCGCAGUUUGCCACGAACGUAUAUUUCACCUUUGUAGAGGAUAAUCCUUAGGUGGCCUAGAUGGAAUACCUCGUAAAAUACCAUCCGAAUCUUAACAAACAUGUAAACUGUAGUAGUAUGGUUGUGGGAAAAUAGUAAAAAGUAAGUAAUAGUACUUAUUGUAGCAAGCAGGCACACUACCGUAACAUACACACAGUGAUUGUACAUACAGUCCUAGAUAUACAUACUCUUAGUUUUAAGUACAAUUUUACGCUAAUGUUAAGAUCGUGCUUACGGACACUACUUUGUGCGUCCCGUUCGCACGAUCAGCAACUGACACACCAAUACAUACAUGUAAUAGGCUAAGAAGGAACGGAACGAAGAAAUAAAGAACACUUCGUUUGUGACAAGAAGAGAGAA